Ruditapes philippinarum (Manila clam) is the source of this 1163-nucleotide messenger RNA. RefSeq lists its product as uncharacterized. The transcript has 2 exons. Bases 157 to 1053 code for a protein of 298 amino acids. Lineage: Eukaryota; Metazoa; Mollusca; Bivalvia; Venerida; Veneridae. The record is from RefSeq and is a predicted model, not a curated record.
AAAAGAUAAACAUAUACUUUAUGACCAUACACUGUAUCUUAUAUGAGUUGGUCAUAGAAGAAAAUAACAUAGAAGUCAAGGAAAAUACUAUUGAAUUGAUUUUAAAAUCUAGAUUCAGGUUUUAAAAUUGAUCUGUUGUAAUAGUGGAUUGUCAUCAUGAAUGUGAAAGGGUAUGCAGUAGAACUUUUACUCAAUUUGUCUAUAUUGAAAUGUUUGGUUUUUGCUCUUUUUUUAGUGAGAGAAGACGCUAUAAGGAGGUCCUCUAGAUUUGUGGGGAACGACACAGUACAUAUUGGAAUACAGACUGGCAAGUCUCAACAGGUUGAUGUUACUGUUCAUAACCCAUAUCAGCCCGAUGCAUUGGUAGCUAAGGAUGAUCAGCAACAGAGUUCAGAAAUAAGAAUGAAUAUCACGGAUGACCGCGGUCAAGUGACUGUUACAACUGCAGAAAUUUCCCAUAAUUCCACUGCAGGAGACGGCUCCGAAGCAGAGAUAGUGCUUCAUGUCAAAACAUCUUACCCAAAAAAUGAGAAAGAGGCUAAGCCCCAAAUAGUUGAAAAAAGUGAAGCAACUCUAAGUACUGAAUCACACUUUGAAAAUUCAGACGUUACUAAGUCUGAUCUUGACACUAAGGUUGAUGUCAAUGAUUCAAGUUGUUCUUCAAAACUUUCAUCUACCCAAAAUCCUUCAGAAGUCAGACCCACGUCUGCUCAGGUUCACAGGAGAGCUCACUCUACAGGAAGUGUGAGGAAGAAUUUGAAGAAACAGGACUUUGGGUCUAUUUCCAGAAAAUGGAGAUUGAAGUCCUUAUCCAGUAGAAAAACUAGUGAAAGUGAUUCCACUGAGUCCUCUACACAACUUAGUCUAGAUCAGCCAGAAAGCUUGAAUAUAUUAGAGAAUAACAAGCCUCCAGUUGAUAUUGAUGAAAGUUCAGAUCCUGAAAAUCUGACACAGUCUGGGUGUUUUUUGAAGCUUCUAGGGAAAAAAAUAAAUACAUACAGAUUCAGAUUGAAAAAGAAAAGCAGCUUGCAUCUAAAUCAGACUCCAGUUUAGGUGAUAGGUUGAAUUGCCCAGAUGUAGUGUCCUGUGCCUUAGAAGCAGAAAGGAAAAGUAAGGAGAAUUUAGAAAAUGUAGGUCAAGGUCAAACAAAUGUUAAGGUUGGU